Messenger RNA from Marmota flaviventris (yellow-bellied marmot), 2466 nucleotides. Its product is annotated as protocadherin alpha-11-like. Gene Ontology annotation, molecular function: calcium ion binding. NCBI's taxonomy places the organism in Eukaryota, Metazoa, Chordata, Mammalia, Rodentia, Sciuridae. The record is from RefSeq and is a predicted model, not a curated record. Gene Ontology annotation, cellular component: plasma membrane. Gene Ontology annotation, biological process: homophilic cell-cell adhesion.
AUGUUAGGUUUUCAGCGAAGGAGUUUGGGUACUCUGCGACUACUGAUCUCGCUUCUGCUUCUGGCAGCCUGGGAGGCAGGGAGUGGCCAGCUCCACUAUUCCAUCCCGGAAGAGGCUAAACAUGGCACCUUUGUGGGCCGCAUCGCUCAGGACCUAGGGUUGGAACUGGAAGAGCUGGUGCCCCGUUUGUUCCGGGUGGAGUCCAAGGGCCGCGGGGACCUUCUGGAGGUAAAUCUGCAGAAUGGCAUUUUGUUUGUGAAUUCUCGGAUCGACCGGGAGGAGCUGUGCGGGCGGAGCGCGGAGUGUAGCAUCCACCUGGAGGUGAUCGUGGACAGACCGCUGCAGGUUUUCCAUGUGGAGGUGGAGGUGAAAGAUAUUAAUGACAACCCGCCAACGUUCUCUCUCAGAGAACAAAGCCUGCUGAUUUCUGAAUCUAAGCAGCCAGACUCGCGAUUUCCGCUAGAGGGAGCUUCUGAUGCGGAUAUAGGCGAGAAUGCUCUAUUGACCUACAGACUAAGUCAAAAUGAGUAUUUUACUUUAGAAUCACCAACGAAUAGUAAGCCGACUAAAAGACUAUCGCUUAUAUUAAAGAAGCCACUGGACAGAGAGAAAACUCCGAAGCUUAAUUUGCUACUGACUGCCACAGAUGGAGGGAAACCAGAACUCACAGGCACCCUUCAGCUCUUGGUCUCUAUCUUGGAUGUUAACGACAAUGAUCCGGAGUUUGAUCAAUUAGAAUACAAGGUGAGAAUGAUGGAAAACAUUGCUAAAGAAACUCUUGUGAUAAAGUUAAACGCCACCGAUCGAGAUGAAGGAGUAAACGGGGAAGUAACAUACUUCUUAAUGUCAAUUAAGCCCAAUGGAAAACUCUUAUUUACACUAGAUGAAAAUAAUGGAGAAGUGAGGGUCAAUGGAACUUUAGAUUAUGAAGAAAAUAAGUUUUAUGAAAUUGAAGUGCAGGCCACAGAUAAGGGUAAUCCCCCAAUGGCAGGUCACUGUACAGUCUGGGUAGAAAUCGUAGACACCAAUGAUAAUGCUCCUGAAAUUACUGUGACUUCUCUGUCCCUCCCAGUACGUGAGGACACUCGGCCAACCACAGUCAUUGCGUUGAUAAGCGUAUCCGACCGCGACUCCGGUGUCAACGGCCAGGUGACCUGCUCUCUGACGCCGGAUGUUCCCUUCAAGAUUGUGUCCACUUUCAAAAACUAUUAUUCACUGGUGUUGGACAGUGAUCUGGACCGAGAACAAGUGUCAGCAUAUAAUUUGGUCGUGACUGCACGAGACGGGGGCUCGCCUUCGCUGUGGACCACAGCCAUUGUGUCGGUGGAAGUGGCCGACGUGAACGACAAUGCACCUGCGUUCCCACAGUCUGAAUACACCAUAUUCGUGAAGGAGAACAAUCUGCCAGGCUCCCACAUCUUCACGGUAUCCGCUCGAGACGCGGACACGCAAGAAAAUGCGCUGGUAUCCUACUCUCUAGUAGAGCGGCGGGUGGGCGAGCGUGCGCUGUCGAGCUACGUGUCGGUGCACGCUGAGAGUGGCAAGGUAUAUGCACUGCAGCCCUUGGACCACGAAGAGCUUGAAUUGCUGCAGUUCCAAGUGAGCGCGCGCGACGCUGGUGUGCCGCCACUCGGUAGCAAUGUGACUCUGCAAGUGUUCGUGCUGGACGAGAACGACAACACGCCUGCGCUGCUGCCUACUCCUGUAGGUGGCACCGUGAACGUGAACGAGCUGGUAUCAAGGUCAGUGGGCGCCGGCCACGUGGUUGGUAAGGUGCGUGCAGUGGAUGCAGACUCCGGAUACAAUGCGUGGCUCUCCUACGAGCUAUUGCCAGCUGCAGGUGGCGCUCGCAGUCCAUUUCGCGUGGGGCUAUACACCGGUGAGAUCAGCACCACGCGUGCCCUGGACGAGACAGAUGCGCCACGUCAGCGCCUGUUGGUUCUGGUGAAGGACCACGGUGAACCGGUUUUGAUGGCCACCGCCACAGUGCUGGUAUCUCUGGUGGAGAGCGGUCAGGCGCCAAAGGCCGCCUCACCGAUGUUUGCCAGCUCUGCGGGCCAGGCAGAGUCGCUGGUGGAUGUCAACGUGUAUCUGAUCAUAGCCAUCUGCGCGGUGUCCAGCCUGUUGGUGCUCACGCUGCUACUGUACACAGCGCUGCGGUGCUCGGCUGGGCCCACCGAGAGUGCGUGUGGACCUGGGAAGCCCACGCUGGUGUGCUCCAGCGCGGUGGGGAGCUGGUCAUACUCGCAACAGAGGAGGCAGAGGGUGUGUUCUGGCGAGGACCCGCCCAAGACCGACCUAAUGGCCUUCAGCCCCAGUCUUCCACCAGGACUAGACAGAGAAGAUGAAAAAGGAAGGCAGGAGGCAGGAUCAAAUAAUCCAAUACACGUGAGUUUUCUAAAAAUUCCACCUAUUCAGAAUGUUUAUGUUACAUUAUUUGGAACAUUUGUUCACAGAAAUUUUUAA